This is a messenger RNA of Acanthaster planci (crown-of-thorns starfish), 2580 nucleotides long. Its product is annotated as beta-1,4-galactosyltransferase galt-1-like. The record is from RefSeq and is a predicted model, not a curated record. Gene Ontology annotation, cellular component: cytoplasm. Gene Ontology annotation, molecular function: glycosyltransferase activity. Lineage: Eukaryota; Metazoa; Echinodermata; Asteroidea; Valvatida; Acanthasteridae.
CCACAGCAACCAAGUGUUACAGUGAAUGAAAAAAACACAUAAGACACCGCCGUCUGAAGUUUCUGCUCCCGCUGUUUUUGUAACUGGUUUUUAAUUAAGAUGGAAAGCUCUUCGCCAUUGUCAAGGAGUAAACACCGCUUAAGGAUCCCACAGCCACCAAGCCUGCUGAACAGGUGUUUUGUCUUUCUUAGCAUCAUGGGAGGUGUAUACGUCUUCUACUUAAACCACACCGUGCUCCAGGGGUCUUACAUGCAUCAUCGGGCCCCGGGUCCUCAGGACAUAUCACGCCACAAGAGGUCUUUGUCGGUCAAUGACAGUUUCUACAUGCAAGCCACCCCACCCUCGGGAGACACUUGUUACCUGCGCGACAAACUCCGGUCCCUGUGGAUGCCGGACCUGCAUUCGGUCUUCUCUGAUCCGGUCUCUGGUCAGGUGGUGUUCGUGGGGUUGAAGCUCCUGAGACACUCUUGGCACGGCGACGAGUUCCGAUGCGAGUUCCCAGACGGCCAGGUUAGGCGAUCCCAUAUCCUCCGGGACGGGCGAAGCUCCGGCUAUUUCCCCCAGUACGUGGUCGUCCUGACCUGCCCAUUGCCUGAGCAGUAUCGCUGGCGCACCCGGUUUCAGAUGAACCUGCGACGGGUAACCACUAAUACCAGCUACACCAAUGUUACCGUGUGCACAUCCGGGGUAUCACCCGAGAAGCAGUACAAACUCGCCAUCUGCACGAUGGUGAAAAAUGCGGAUAGCUUCAUCCCUGAGUGGUUGAGCUUCCAUAAAUACGUGGGCGUGGAGCACGCCUUCAUCUACGACAACGAGCACCAUGAAAAUUCAAACCUCACAAGAACUUUGGCUGCAUACAUUAAAGAUGGGUUUGUUACCAUUAUUCCUUGGGCUCACAGUGUAUCGCCCUACAAGACCUACUUGGAGGUGCAAAUAGCCCAUGAGAACGAUUGCAUCUGGAGACACAAGCAUGACGUUGAUUGGAUGAUCAAGAUAGACGUGGACGAGUACAUCCAACCAAUGGAUGUCAACCGGACUCACUUCAUUACCGACUACCUGAAUGAGUCAAUGUUCGACCACGUGGGCGCCGUGCGAGUUCAAAACUGGUUUUUUGGCCGUCCGCUCAACAUCGCUCCGCGAGGAGAAUCGGUCAUUGAGCGCAACCGUUGGCGUUCGAAAGUGCCCACGCUGCAAAACACAGGACACGACAAGAACAUCCUUCGGCCAAUCAACGUGCACUACUUCAAGAUCCACAAUGUGAAACUUGGCGCUGACGUCAUAUCAGCUGACCCGCACACGGAGCUGCGAUUGGUCCACUACCGCACUGACAAUCAGAGGGCACGCAGGUUUUCUUUGCCGAAAUUCAGCGUGAGGGAUGAGUCUAUGGUGGAAUUAAGAAAUGCCGCCUUGUCAAAUGCCAGAAACGUAUCUGCUGCAGCUGAUAUUGCAAUAGAGACUUACACCCACGGGAACAAUUAUGCCUCAAACGCAAACUACUAAGAUGGCAAAGGAAUAAGUGCGAAGAACUUCUGGUAUAAGAAACACUGUCGGUGAACUCACUUUACAUUUACGGUGGCGAUGGAAAAUGCCUACAAAGACUGUGGUAAACAUUGGUUGUAAUGAACCGAGCAAGAUAUCAAAUUAACUCAUCUUAAACGUCAGUUACAUGCACACAAAGCAUCGACUCAACUUUUUAUUAGACCUAUAUUUUUAACUGAGGAUGGAUAAGGCAAGAUUCGCUCAACUUUAAAGCACGGUUAUUUAAAAUGUUAAUUGUCCCGUUAAUUAUAACAUACACUAUACCUAAACGGGGGAUGGGGAAAGAAACGGGGUGGGGGUAAACGAGGAAUGUGAAUCAGACAUAUCCACGUAAUUGCCUCAGAAUUUGUGACCUGCUCUGUAAAAAAGAGUCACAAGUUGCUGGAACCACUUUAAAGUUACGAGUCAUUUAAAGAGUCUGAUGGAAUGAGUCUGAGCCCUCAGCAUAUAUUUACCCACACUGUCCACCAGAAUACCAGAAUGAGUGAUAAAUCCAAACAAAAGCCUUACUUCCUCGUUCCCAUGCCUUUAAUGAAACGAAAUACUUGAAAAAAAUAGCCGUUUGACUCAUUUUCACAGAAUGGGUCAUUUUUACCCUAUUGUUUGUACUUAUUCAGUCUACAUCUGUUAAUGAUCUGCGUCCUCACCAGGAAAGAAGCAUGACCCUUUUGUGUCGAUUUUGUUCUUGUUACAUGCUCUGCAUGCAGCGCUGUAUAUAAGACAUACAUGUAAGAAUGUGUCAACAAUUGGACCAAGGGUUUAUCAGAUGAACACUCAAGUAGUUGACGGUAUUUGUGAAUCUGCAGUUGGCUCAACUUGUGACUAGAAAUGUCUAAAAAACUGAGAGGGCAGUGCAUUUUCAGCUAGUGUGUUGCCGAUAUCAAUAUCUAGACCCGGUCAGUGUCAGUCAGAAGGAAUGGAGCCGAGGUCAUACUUCUCAAAAACAAUUAAGCAAACCAAGCAGAAGCAAUUCCUUCCACAAAAUGUGUGGGGGAAGUUAAUCACCGGAGCAGAAUCAAGUACAAAGCUCUGAGACGGGUU